Molecule: messenger RNA, 2316 nt
Organism: Paramormyrops kingsleyae
Lineage: Eukaryota; Metazoa; Chordata; Actinopteri; Osteoglossiformes; Mormyridae
Source: RefSeq, a predicted model, not a curated record
CCGGCGAGCUGCGCUCCUGUUCCCUAUCCGGCGUUCAGCGCUGCGCAGUCCAUCCGCAGUCGUCUAUCUGCGCUGGCCAAACCCCCGCAUCAUGCCGGAACAGAUGCAGAAAUGAAGGCGUUUAAGGCACGUCCGAGGCGUGUUCCGGCAGCGGUCGUUAGGUGUGAAGCCGGCCAAGUGCGCGAGACGCGCUGCGUUGCAUGUGCAGCGCAUCCAUAGUUUCACAAUUUGUUUGCUGCGGGAGAACAAAUCGCCGGGUCUGGUCCGAUCCAUCAUUUCGGCUCGGGGAUUUAAAGAGUCGCUAAAUAUUCAAGUUCUUCAAAGCUUUACCUCUACAUAAGGAUCAACAGGAUUUCUGAUAUGGGGUGGUCCCGUGGUGGCAGCCGGCUGGUAUGUCUCCUUCUCCAAGUCUCGGUGCUGGCACUGCUUGCCGGCGCAGAGAAGAUGUGCCCCCGGGGGUGUCGCUGCGAGGGGAAGAUCGCUUACUGCGAGUCAGGAUCCUUCCAGGACAUCCCUGAGAACGUGUCCAGUGGCUGCCAGGGCUUGUCACUGCGCUACAACGGCCUGACGACCUUGCUGCCAUACCAGUUUGCCCACCUCAGCCAGCUUGUCUGGCUCUACCUGGACCACAACGCCGUCGGUGUGGUGGACAGCCGGGCCUUCCAGGGCGUGCGGCGACUCAAGGAGCUGAUCCUGAGCUCCAACAAGAUCUCACAGCUCCACAACCAGACCUUUCAUGGCGUGCCCAACCUGCGCAACCUGGACCUGUCCUACAACAAGCUGCAGGAGCUGCAGCCGGGCCAGUUCCAGGGUCUGCGCAAACUGCAGAGUCUGCACCUGCGCUCCAACGGGCUCACGGGUAUCCCCAUCCGCGCCUUCCUGGAGUGUCGCAGCCUGGAGUUCCUGGACCUGGGAUACAACCGCCUGCGUGCUGUCACACGCACUACCUUCCUGGGGCUGCUCAAGCUCACUGAGCUGCACCUAGAGCACAACCAGUUCUCCCGGAUAAACUUCUUCCUCUUCCCGCGACUCCUCAACCUGCGGGCGCUCUACCUGCAAUGGAACCGCAUUCGUUUCAUCACCCAGGGCCUCCCCUGGACCUGGCACACUCUGCAGAAACUGGACCUCUCUGGCAACGAGAUCCAAGCCCUCGACCCGGCCAUAUUCCAGUGCCUGCCCAACUUGCAGAUACUCAACCUGGAGUCCAACAAGCUCAGCAACGUGUCACAAGAGGCAGUGGCCUCGUGGACCUCUUUGAACACCAUCAGUUUGGCUGGCAACGUGUGGGACUGCGGUCCAGGCAUCUGCCCCCUGGUGGCUUGGCUGAGGAACUUCAAGGGCAGCAAGGACACCACUAUGAUAUGUAGCAGCCCCAAAUCACUCCAGGGGGAGAAGGUUAUAGAGGCCGUGAGGAAUUACUCCGUCUGUGAGGAUACGGCAACUUCGGCACCGACCUUAAUGCCGACGGACCAGCUGACUAUGGUCCCCGUGACGACCACUGUGAGACCUCCUCCCCCACCUACUCCUGCCCCCACCACACAAGCAGUCCCCACUUGGCUCAAACCCCAACUCCUCCCGCCUCUUGACUCUGGUCGUACUGACAGGGGGUUCUGGCCUCGUCCAAGUGGUGCCACAUCCCCCGGAAACUCACCUGCCACCCCCGAGCCACCGUUUGAGCACAUGUCCUUUCACAAGAUCGUGGCGGGUGGUGUUGCCCUCUUCCUGUCUGUGUCGCUUAUCCUUUUGGUCAUCUACGUGUCAUGGAAGCGGUAUCCCAGAACCAUGAGGCAGCUCCAGCAGCACUCGGCAGGCCGGAAGCGGAGGAAAAAGGCCCCAGAGGCCGAGCCGGAGUCUGGCCUGAGCCCCCAGCUCCAGGAGUACUACAUGAGCUACAACCCAACGAGCUCGGACACCAUGGACAUGCUGGUUAACGGUACAGCCCCUUGCACCUGCACCAUCUCCGGCUCCAGAGAAUGUGAGGUAUGAUCCGUCAAAAGCUCCCUCAAAAUGCUCUCCGCGUCUGGGAGUGAGAGGUAAUUUAUUUUUGUUGUUGUUGUUGUUGUUUUUUUUUUUUUUCAACAGCAGAACAUUGACUUCUGAGGGCUAAGCACCUUUGAUUCUUCUGUCUGGGCCAACAUGCUUUCAAUUAAUUUCAGGCAGCCUUAAUUACAGAAUUAGACCUGUUGUCAUGAAAAUUGUCUCCUAACAAAUACAGGAUUACUCAGAAUUAAGAGUGCCUACCCCUGAUUCAGUGUUUUUUUUUCACUAAUAACACCAUCAUCAGUCGCUUUUACAUGUGCCUCUUUUUUUGCUGUC